AUGAGUGAAACAGGAUUCGUUUUGGAUAUGCUCAUGAAUUCGUCGUCGUCGUCUUCAUCAGACGACGACGAACUAAUUCUUGCAGCAUUUGCAGAGCGCGAGGAGGAAGAGGAGGCAAAUGCUCGACGUCAUGGCGGUUCCACGCUGGGACGACAAUUUUUGCAUCGCGGAAGAGAUGCCGGAUUUGUUCUACUGUGGAGCGACUACUUCAAAGAAAAUCCCACUUUUCCCGAAAGUUAUUUUCGCCAAAGGUUAGUAUUACUACAUUAUUCCCUGUCUGCCUAUUUUUCAUCUUCAUAUCUCAUAUUUGUUUUUCCGCACAGGUAUAGAAUGUCCCGUAAUUUGUUUAAUCGCAUAGCUGAAGCAGUACUUGAGCAUGAUAGUUAUUUUAAGCAAAAAAGAAAUCCUGCUGGAGCUCUUGGGUUACAUCCUCUGCAGAAGAUGACAGCGGCAAUGCGACUGCUAACUUACGGAUAUGCGGCUGAUGCCGCGGAUGAGUAUUGUCGGUCUGGAGAAUCUACAAAUCUAGCAUCUUGCAAAAAGUUUGUGAUAGCUAUUUGUGAAAUAUUUGGGGACCGGUAUCUGAGAUCUCCAAAUGAAGAAGAUACUGCUAGAUUGCUUGCAAUAGGGGAGCAAAGAGGUUUUCCUGGUAUGUUAGGGUCUAUAGAUUGCAUGCAUUGGACUUGGAAAAAUUGUCCUAAAAAAUGGCAUGGCAUGUUUAAAGGUCAUGUGAACAAGCCAACAAUGAUUCUGGAGGCAGUUGCUUCAAAGGAUCUUUGGAUUUGGCAUGUAUUCUUUGGUUUACCAGGGUCUCUCAAUGACAUAAAUGUGGUUCAACGUUCACCUGUGUUUGCAAAGCUAUCUGAAGGUGAAGCUCCAAAAGUGAAUUAUACCAUCAAUGGUCAUCCGUACACAAUGGGGUAUUACCUUGCAGAUGGUAUAUAUCCACCAUGGGCAACAUUUGUGAAGACCAUACCAACUCCAGAAGGCAGAAAGAAGAAACAUUUUGCCAAAAGACAAGAGGGGGCCAGAAAGGAUGUGGAGAGAGCAUUUGAAGUUCUGCAAUCUCGUUUUGCCAUUGUUCGAGGACCAGCAAAAGGUUGGAAACGUAAAGAAAUUGGUGAUCUCAUGAAAGCUUGCAUCAUAAUGAACAAUAUGAUAGUCGAAGAUGAGCGAGACAGCGGUCCACAUGACUACAUCUAUGACUCUAUGGGAGUAAAGGUGACCCCAUCUCAUACUCAUGCGGAAAAACUGAGUGUGUUUAUUCAAAUGCAUCAACGGAUCACAAACAGAGCAUUUCACUCUCAGCUCCAAGAUGAUCUAGUUGAGCACAUCUGGCAAAAGUUUGGAGACGAAUGA
This is a messenger RNA of Triticum aestivum (bread wheat), 1359 nucleotides long. RefSeq lists its product as uncharacterized. The transcript has a single exon. The record is from RefSeq and is a predicted model, not a curated record. Lineage: Eukaryota; Viridiplantae; Streptophyta; Magnoliopsida; Poales; Poaceae. The coding region runs from base 1 to 1359 and encodes 452 amino acids.